Molecule: messenger RNA, 1346 nt
Organism: Heterotrigona itama
Lineage: Eukaryota; Metazoa; Arthropoda; Insecta; Hymenoptera; Apidae
Source: the annotation of a GenBank genome assembly
AUGAAAGUUAUUCGCUACAGAGUGUCCAACGAUUUAUCAAUAUCCUAUUAUAGUGAACAGUUUGAUUGUUUAGAUCCUUUUUUGUGAUUUGUUUUGACCUCUUGCGCUGGGAUUUUUUCCUCCCAAAAUUGCAAUAUUUUCUCUAUUAGUUUUAAAUAUAUUUAAAUAUUACCUAGGCAAAACUAAUAUUAAAUUUAUUACUUCUUGGUAAUAAUUUCUAUCCGGUGAUAUUGUACCGACGAGUUCAAAAAGAAAGCGACGAAUUAUUACGGUUUGAUCACUCGUUAUGGUUCGUGAACCAGUUGCCAGCGCAAGAGGCAAAUAUGUUGUAUUUUGUUUCAAAAUCUCGUGUAAGAUUUCACGUAGAUGAGUUUCACGUUAUGUGCAGCAGGUAGAGGAAAGUAGAGUCAAACCAUUGUUUUUCUAAAAUUAAAACUUCAAUACUCGAUCAAAUGGUAAUAAUAUUCUAAUGGAGCCAACGACAUUACGUGACAAGUUUCGGAGCAAACAUCAUCGUAGUGUUUAGACAGAAUUGAAAAUUUCGGCUUGAAGAGUUUCCAUUUUUUUCACAUUCACUAAUCCAAUUGUAUUCUAUUCCCCUUGUUAUUUACUUUUCUCGUCUUUCUGUCUCACACCGAGGUAUAAAUAUUUAAUGUUUAAUAUUCUAAAUUAAUGCAUUUGGGGCAACAAAUGUCGAAGAGGGCGACGAAUAUUUUUUGUUUGCGAUUUUUGUCCCAUUAAUUAAGAUAUAUCUAUAUUUGUGUGUUAAAAUAAUUCAAAUUUUUUUUAUAAAACACACUAAACUAGAAUAAAAUAGAAUAAUUAGAAUUAUAAUAUUAAUAAUAAAUAGAAUAAUUUUAUAUUUGUUAAAAAUAUAAUUGUUACUAUUUUUUAACUAAUAAAAAUAAAAAUUUCAUAACUGUAUUGCAGUUUAUACGUCUUUUUUUUUUUACUCACCCCUGUGGGGCAAAACAGGGGAGGUUUUUUUAUACCUCCGAAAAAUUUUAUUUUCCCACGAGCCAAACAAUUUUUCCCCAGAAAGUUUGGUCAUUUUCUUAUAUAUAUAAGGUCUAAUUAAUUCUGUAUGAACUUUUCUUUUUUGCCAUCCGAUUUUUUGUCACGGAGAUAAACACAUUUACCCUACUUUCCCCUAGAAUAUAAUAUAUUCGUGAAAGAAAUUCGAAUAAUUUCGUGGACUCGAUCAGCUCUUCGUUGACUGUAUUUAUCAUAGAGCGUUGCCGAUAUUUACAUUAUUAUUUAUCCAGAAUUUAGGCGAAGCAGUGAAGAGUCGAAUGGACACAGUGGAAUUCACUAUUUACAGACAAGGAAUCAAAAUUCUAUUUUAA